AUGCCCACGACUCGCUCGAAGGGCUUGGAGCCCUACAUCGACGUCCCAGCGCCGCGGCACUCGGCUCGCACCACUGGCAUCGUCCCUCAACAUCCGCCCAAGCCUGUACCCAAGAAGGUCAAGCGCAAGACGCUGGCUGCUGCUACUGCUCCGAAGAAGACUGCUCCGCGUACUGGCACCGCGGUUGAGGCUGCAGAGGCGGGAGGAACGGGCGGGACGAACGCAGACGGCGAGGAGGGUAAUGGGAGCGAGGACGAGGAGGACUCCGGUUCCGAGGUUGAGCGCAUGUUGACGUCGCCGGGCAAGACGCAGGAUGGGAAGGGCAAGGCGUCGGAGAGGACGGCCAGGCGGGACACGACGGCCGUUCCAGAAACGGAGAAUGAGGGUGAGGGCGCGGCUUUCGAGGAGCUGCACCGAAGUCAGCGGGCUGCGCGGACCUACGGGAAGAAGGGGGUCGCGGCAAAGGGCAAGGAGAAGGCGGUCGAGCCGGUGGAGGAACCUGAAGAAGUGAGCGAAGACGAGGAAGACCAGCUCGAAUCCGACAAUACCGCUCCUCCCGCCGCCGCCCAGAAGGAGAACGCCGCUCCAGCUACCGCCACAUCAAAGCGCGGUGCCCGCGCUCCGCAAAAGAAGCGGAAGGCGUCACCGAAGAAGCGAGUCACACCUCGACGUCGCGAACCUUCGCAAACUCCGCCUUCCCCCAACACUCGUCGUACGCCCGCGCAGCGCGCCGCCUUCGACAGUCUCAGUGAUUCGGGCGCUGGUGACGAGGAGGAGGAGAUGAAGCAGGGAUUCUCGAAUCCACCGCAGAUCUUCCAGCAUCGCUCCGACGGAGGCUGGACGCCCGACAGGAUCUGGCUGCAUCACGAGUGGAAGAAGGAGGGCAAGCGGGACAGGAUCGUCAAGUAUAUCAAGGACCACGGCGGCAAGGUCGUAACGAAAAUGCACAACGCCGACUUGGUGAUACUGCCGCCGUACUACGAGGACUGCUACGCCCAGUUGUACUCCGACUCGCUUCGUUGCGAUGCCGUCCCGAUCACCUACCCGUGGCUGAAAGACUGCUCAGAUCGCAGCUACGCCGAAGAUCGCCCAACUCGCCUCGAGCCGCUGAAGUACGUCGCUUCUGCGCCAACCAAGCGCGACAAUCGCUCGAGACGGUAUCGCCGGCUCAACCAGGUCGAGAAGGACAAGAUGGCCGAAUUCUACGCGUUACUGCAGGCUGGCAAGAUGGGUCGCCGCGAGUUGUCGGAGCGGAUGGAGCGCCUUCUCUACGACCAGACCGGUCGCACGAGGUCAGAAUACAGCGCGCUCCUCGACGAGUACGAACAUCAGAUCAAGGGGCUUGCCAAGCGUCUCCCGGAUCAACGGCGAACCGACAGCCAGCUCUUCAACAACGACGCAACCGACUCCGACGCUCCAUCUCCGCACGCACAACCUCCUCGCAAGCGCCGACGCACCUCUUCCGCCUCCGGCAACGUCGACCCGGCGCUCGACUACACGACCCUGCACACACAGCUCUCGCUCGCGUACAAGCGCCCUCUCCCGCUCGUCGAGGCGAUCAGCCUCUCUUGCAGCCUCUUGAUCGCCCGCGCCGAGAGGGUCCUUGCGGCGCUGGAGGAAUGGGAGAUGGCGACGAUGGAGCUGCCCGUCGAGGAGGCCGUGGCGGGCGAGGCGGCGGACAGGUUGUUGGAAGAGGUCGGACCGAUCUGUUGGGGCCCAAGGACGGACAAGGAUAUCGUCAAGGGGAAGAGGAGCUUGGAGGAGAUUGCAGAGCGGCGCGGGAAGACAGUUGAGGAGGUCGAAGACAGGCGGGAAUUUCUCGAGGCGCUUGGCGAGGAUGACCGACUGGGAUGGUUUCCGAACGAAGUGGGGCUCAACCGCGUACUGGAGGAACGUUUGGAGGAAGAGUCGGAAGGAGGCGGAGGGCAGUCUGGAGCGGAGGAAGGAGAUGAGGAAGAGCUGUUCCCGCUUGUUGUUCCGGGCGCGAUGUCUGCGUAG
This is a messenger RNA of Rhodotorula toruloides NP11, 1998 nucleotides long. RefSeq lists its product as uncharacterized. The record is from RefSeq and is a predicted model, not a curated record. NCBI's taxonomy places the organism in Eukaryota, Fungi, Basidiomycota, Microbotryomycetes, Sporidiobolales, Sporidiobolaceae. The transcript is spliced from 4 exons. Bases 1 to 1998 code for a protein of 665 amino acids.